AUGGACUCUGAUUUUGUUAAGGACCUUGGUCUUGACUCUCUUGAUCACGUUGAAAUGGUCAUGGCUAUGGAAGAAGAAUUUGGAUUUGAAAUCCCUGAUGGAGACGCUGAUAGGCUGAAAACUCCGCGGGAUAUUUUCCAGUACAUUGCUGAUCGCUACUCUCCCGGAUUUGUGAUUCGCCGGAGGGUGGAGUACCUUAAGGAGCUUCUAGGACCGCAGUCGCAGCUGAACACUCGAGUCCUUUCAGAUGCGGAGGUGAUCAAGAUGAAUCUCCUCAAAAAUGAGAAGAAAUAUGGUGGAGAAGAACCACCAGAUAAUGUGCCUGUCAAUGUAUGUUAUGCUAUCAUAUAUGGAGGUUCGAUAAUCGUGCCGGACGAGAGGAGCUCCAGCCAUAUUUAUACGCAUGUGGGUUUCAAGCUUUGA
This is a messenger RNA of Cooperia oncophora, 423 nucleotides long. Lineage: Eukaryota; Metazoa; Nematoda; Chromadorea; Rhabditida; Trichostrongylidae. The record is from the annotation of a GenBank genome assembly.